UUUUUCAGUGUAUGUGGCCGAAAUUCGGCUUUACAAAAGAGUUAUUUGCGUGUUUUGAUUACUUUUCGCGACGCAGCAACCUUGCCACAGUUUCUCGAACCGUGUCACUUAACUGUCAGGAACCCCCCACCACCACUCCCAUUCCCGCCCAGCCCCAUCCGAUCCCCGCCAGAUAUGUAUCACUCUCGCUUUCAGGGCUGGCUUAAUUAAUUUAAAUUUAAACUAGAGCUAGAGCGGACGCCUUAAGUCGUCGUCAAACAAAAGGCACAGAUACAGAUGAUAUCUGGGUAUGUGCUAUAUCUCAGUAUGUAUGCAUACAUACAAUGUACGGCACAAUGUUUAUUAUUAAUUUUAUAUAAAAGCAACAACAAUUAAUUGUAAUUGACUCAGUCGCACGGGUAGCGCACAACAGCCAAGUCGGAUUUGGAUUUGCAUUGGUCUUCGGAAUCUCUAACUUAAUUUCCAUUAUUUUACUUGGCGAUUAUGCGCAUCGAAGUUGGUUGUCUUCUGGUGCUCCUGAGCAUUUGUGGUGCAGCACGAGCGGAUCUCACCUAUCGCGGAAAUGCGGUUCACCCAGAUUUUCCCGGCCAGUGUUACUAUGAGGAACUCAACCAGGCCAUUCCCAAGAAGCAGUCAUACAAGCCAAUCAAUCGCGAGGGCUAUUGCCAAUCGAUCUACUGUCGGCCGGAUUAUGUCCUAGAAAUUGGCUAUUGCGGUCGCCACAACCUGGUGCCGACGGAACAAUGCAAGAUCGCGUCGGACAUGAGACGCACCUUCCCCGACUGCUGUCCCAAGUUGGUUUGCCAGGAGGCGGAGAGCAACUACAUCUAGGCUGGAUCCGGAUGCUAUGUAAAUUCAGCACUUAGUAUUACUUCGUUUGGAAUA
Messenger RNA from Drosophila takahashii, 885 nucleotides. RefSeq lists its product as uncharacterized. The record is from RefSeq and is a predicted model, not a curated record. Lineage: Eukaryota; Metazoa; Arthropoda; Insecta; Diptera; Drosophilidae.